AUGCCUCUGAGAGCAAAAGGUCCGUCGCCUUCGUCAUGGAGACGGAUACUCACUGGUCCCCAGGCACUAGAUUAUAGGCAGGUUGUGGAGAUCCCGAGUAAAAUUAUAGACAAACAGAUCCACAUCAAAAUCAUCGCAGAUGAGAAAUGGGCUGUGAUUCAGGUAGUAAAAGAUAAUCUGCCGUAUGAGAACAUGGAAUAUAGAUUGGAUAUGGCAUCAGUGUUCGAGGCUAUUCGCAAAGAUCGCGAACCCGAGACGCCCGAAACUAUUGUAUCGGAAAUAGUUGAGACUACCACCUUUGGGGAGCGUACAUUCUGGGACAAAUAG
Molecule: messenger RNA, 327 nt
Organism: Aspergillus melleus
Lineage: Eukaryota; Fungi; Ascomycota; Eurotiomycetes; Eurotiales; Aspergillaceae
Exons: 2
Coding region: 1-327 (108 amino acids)
Source: RefSeq, a predicted model, not a curated record